Messenger RNA from Exophiala dermatitidis NIH/UT8656, 517 nucleotides. RefSeq lists its product as uncharacterized. The record is from RefSeq and is a predicted model, not a curated record. The coding region runs from base 95 to 517 and encodes 140 amino acids. The transcript has 2 exons. Lineage: Eukaryota; Fungi; Ascomycota; Eurotiomycetes; Chaetothyriales; Herpotrichiellaceae.
CUCGAUUUGUGUCCUUCCGCACGUACCCGUGUACUCUUGCACAUGAAAGUGAAAUCGGAAAAUCGACAUGAGUUGAGAUUGAUUGCAACAAGAUAUGAACAGCUAUUGGAGGUACUCUGAUAAUCAGAGCCUUGCAGCGCGUAUAUGCGUGGUCAAUGAGAAUGUUCACUUGCAUUCCCGCAUCGCAAUGAAGACCAAUCGUUGGCAUCUGCCAGUCUGGCAGGCAUGUGGCGUCGAGAGGACGUACCCAAAGCAAAAUGCCAAUAUCUCUUCGCCCGCUUCGGUGGCCUCGCGCUCUGCCGAUUGUCAAGAAAAACCAGGUAGAUGCCUGACAGCACCUGUCUACACGGACCCCAACCAUAGACUAGGGGCAGGCCGCUUGGAGAUCUCCCCCAGGUUUUCUUGGGCCAGAAGUCCGCAAGUGGUGAAAUGCUACUGGAUAGCCAGUCCGGUGCCACAUAAACAUCGAAGGACUAAAGAGUCUUUUCCUUCAGACUCCAUGGAGACAAGGAUCUGA